AGAGCGCCGAGAAGCGCGCUAGAUUUUAUCCUGAUGGCUGACUCUAAACCACUCUUCUCCCCUGAUGGGGACCCCAUGGCUGCAGAAGCCUUGCUCCGGGAUGUGUUUGGGAUUGUUGUGGAUGAGGUCAUUCGGAAAGGGACCAGUGUCUCUGAGAAGGUCUGCGAGUGGAAGGAGCCGGAGGAGCUGAAGCGGCUGCUGGACCUGGAGCUGCGCAGUGAGGGCGAGGCGGCUGAGCGGAUCCUGGCACGGUGCCGGGAGGUGAUCCACUACAGUGUGAAAACCUGUCACCCGCACUUCUUCAACCAGCUCUUCUCAGGGUUGGAUCCCCACGCUCUGGCGGGGCGCAUUGUCACUGAGAGCCUCAACACCAGCCAGUACACUUAUGAAAUCGCCCCUGUGUUUGUGCUCAUGGAAGAAGAGGUGCUGAAGAAACUCCGGUCCCUGGUGGGCUGGAGCUCUGGGGAUGGGGUCUUCUGCCCUGGUGGCUCCAUCUCCAACAUGUAUGCCGUGAACCUGGCCCGCUAUCAGCGCUACCCGGACUGCAAGCAGAGGGGCCUCCGGGCUCUGCCGCCCCUGGCUCUCUUCGCAUCAAAGGAGUGUCAUUACUCCAUCAAGAAGGGAGCUGCUUUUCUGGGACUUGGCACUGACAGUGUCCGAGUAGUCAAGACAGAUGAGAGAGGGAAAAUGAUUCCUGAGGAUCUGGAGAGGCAGAUCAGUCUGGCCGAGGCCGAGGGUGCUGUCCCGUUCCUGGUUAGUGCCACCUCUGGAACUACUGUGCUGGGGGCCUUUGACCCCCUGGAGGCAAUUGCUGACGUGUGCCAGCGUCACGGGCUGUGGCUCCAUGUGGAUGCCGCCUGGGGUGGGAGCGUCCUGUUGUCACAGACACAUAGACAUCUCCUGGAUGGGAUCCAGAGGGCUGACUCCGUGGCCUGGAAUCCUCACAAACUUCUCACAGCCGGCCUGCAGUGCUCAGCUCUUCUCCUCCGGGAUACCUCGAACCUGCUUAGGCGCUGCCACGGGUCCCAGGCCAGCUACCUCUUCCAGCAGGACAAGUUCUACGAUGUGGCUCUGGACACCGGAGACAAGGUGGUACAGUGUGGCCGCCGUGUGGACUGUCUGAAGCUGUGGCUCAUGUGGAAGGCACAGGGCGGGCAAGGGCUGGAGCGGCGUGUUGACCAGGCCUUUGCCCUAGCCUGGUACCUGGUGGAGGAAUUGAAGAAGAGAGAAGGAUUUGAGUUGAUCAUGGAGCCGGAAUUUGUCAAUGUGUGUUUCUGGUUUGUGCCCCCCAGCCUGCGGGGGAAGCAGAAAAGCCCCGAUUACAGUGAAAGGCUGGCUAAGGUGGCCCCGGUGCUCAAGGAGCGCAUGGUGAAGGAGGGCUCCAUGAUGAUCGGCUACCAGCCCCAUGGGACCCGCGGCAACUUUUUCCGCAUGGUUGUGGCCAACCCUGCGCUGACCCGGGCUGAUAUGGACUUCCUUCUCAACGAGCUGGAAAGGCUAGGCCAGGACCUCUGAGCCGCCUCCUCGCUGCUGGCCCUGACACCCCAUUUCGCUCUCACUGUCUCUGCGUUUCCUUCCUGUGUUCUUAAUAACAGAGGGACCUUAACAACCUUGAUAUGCCUUGACCCACUAACUCUCUUAUGAAAUAUUUGCUAUUAGGAGGACAUUUAAAUAAAUUAUAGUAUAUCUAGAUCAUGGGAUGGUUCUCUGCCAUUAAAAUUAUGUUUAUAAAUAAGAUUUUUAUUGAUAGGAGGAAAGAUAAUUUUAAUAUAAUGUUAUAUUGAAAAAGCUGGAUAUGAGACUUUGUAUAUAGUAAUAUCUGAGUGGUGUUUAGACAUACAUAGGAGAAGACCGAUAAAA
Messenger RNA from Lontra canadensis (Northern American river otter), 1860 nucleotides. RefSeq names its product cysteine sulfinic acid decarboxylase (gene CSAD). Gene Ontology annotation, cellular component: cytoplasm. Gene Ontology annotation, biological process: carboxylic acid metabolic process. The record is from RefSeq and is a predicted model, not a curated record. Lineage: Eukaryota; Metazoa; Chordata; Mammalia; Carnivora; Mustelidae. Gene Ontology annotation, molecular function: sulfinoalanine decarboxylase activity; pyridoxal phosphate binding.